UUCCUUCCAGCAUCAUAGGAGGGUGGUGGGAGAUCUUUUGUGAAUGUUGACUUGGCUUGAUGUAUCCUCCUGCCGACCUAGAAAUCAAAACAAUAUUCACACUGCAGAGGCAGAGCGGCUCCGGCGCGCGGCCAAUUAUAAUGGAGCAGUCGGCUUGAUGUCACGGUGUCAACUCCGGAUUCUUUGUCCGUGCACUUUAAACCCACGUGGCGCUUGUGAGUGUUGUGAAGGCGAUGGUUGACUCCAGUCGUCAGCGCAACCGUUUACCUUCCAAUCUCCCUCAACUGCAGAACCUCAUCAAGAGGGAUCCUAUAGCUUAUCGAGACGAGUUUAUGCAGCAGUACCAGCACUACCAGAGUCUACUCGAGCUACUAAUUCACUCUCCGGCUCAAGAUUCGCCACAUUUCAGUGAAAUUCUGAUGUUUAUUGGUCAGGUUAUGCGUUGUUAUCCAGAAGAGCUUUCCAGCUACCCAGAACAACUAAAGCAACUGCUACAAACUCAUUCAUCUUUGUUGCACCCUGAUGUUAGAAUUACUCUCUGCAGGGUGCUGAUCUUACUCAGAAACAAAGGAAUGAUUGAACCCAGUUUUGUCCUUGAACUAUUUUUUGAACUCUUCAGCUGUCAAGACAAAGCACUGAGAAUGUUGUUAUACUCACACAUUGUGUCAGAUAUCAAAAGAAUCAAUGCAAGACACAAGAACAACAAAGUUAACACGGCAUUGCAAAACUUCAUGUACAAAAUGCUGAGUGGCAGUAGUAAAGUCGCUGCUCGAAUGUCACUGGAUGUCAUGAUUGAGCUGUACAGAAAGAAUAUUUGGAGAGAUGCUAAGACAGUCAAUGUCCUUGCAACAGCCUGCCUUUCACCAGUGACAAAGAUAAUGGGUGCAGCACUGCGGUUUUUUCUGACUGAGGAGGAAGAUGGCGGGGAGGCUGAGAGUGAGUCUAGUGAUGAGAGUGAUACUGAGUCACGUGCACUACGUGAUAUGGUGCUGUCUAGACAGACUGUCAAGUCUGGCCGCAAACGAGAGAGAAAAGUUGCUAGAGCCAGAGCAGUUCUCAAGAAACAGCAGAAGAAACGGAAGGGACCUGCUGCAGGGCGGUUUUUAGCAUUGCAUCUCAUUCAUGACCCACAAGACUUUGCUGAAAAACUGUUCAAACGAUUGGAGAGGGCUACGGAGAAGUUUGAGAUUCGGCUGCUUAUGAUGGCACUGAUUUCUAGACUUACUGGAAUUCACCAGCUGUUUUUUUGUUUAAUCUCUACCCAUUCCUGCAACGUUACCUUCAACCACACCAAAAAGAAGUUACUAAGGUAAUGACUUACCUUGCACAAGCCAGCCAUGAACUUGUACCUCCCGAGGUUUUGGAACCGGUGGUGAAGGCAGUGGCUAAUAAUUUCAUCACAGAGAGAAACAACCGUGAUGCCAUUGCAAUGGGGUUAAAUACAGUUCGUGAGGUGUGUGUGCGAUGUCCCCUGGUGAUGACUAAGGAGUUACUGGCAGAUCUUGCUGGCUACAAAACGUAUCGAGACAAGGGCGUGGUAAUGGCAGCUCGCUCACUCGUACAGCUCUACCGCAGUGUUAGACCUGAACUGCUAAGGAGAAAAGAUAAGGGGCAGCCAAUGGAGGGAGGGGUUCAAAGAGCCCCGGAGUAUGGAGAAUUGGUAGCUGAACAGCAUGUUCCUGGAAUGGAAUUGGUUGAUAUACCUUCAGAGCCCGAAGAGGAUGUUGCCACUGAUGUGUCUGAGUCAGAUUCAGAAUGGAUUGAUGUUCAUCACAGCAGUGAUGAGGACAGUGCAUGUGAAGAAAGUAAUGAGCACGGGGAACUACUAACUCACUCCAGUAGUCACAGUAGGCGUGAAACUAAGAGAGAAAGAAAGAGAAAGAGAGACGAGGAAAAGAGAGAUGAUGGUGGAAGGGAUGGGGACGAGUCAAACGUCAGCCAGCAACUGAAGCGACAGAGAGUUGAGAGGGCUGUUGCUAUCAGUCAGAGCAGGUUACUAACAGAUGAGGAAUUUCAGAAGCUGAGAUUAAAGCAAGCCACUGCUCAACUACAGCCAAAGAGUGGCCAUAACAGGGACUCCAAACUGUUGGUAGCUCUUGAAGAAGGAAGGGGACCUGGGGAAAUAUUGGCAGAGGAGGCAAUCACAACAAUUCACAGCAAAUUGAAGAGGACAAAAGAAGAAAGGCUUGCAACUGCAAAGGCAAGUUGCGUCAUAUAUGUGUAGGCUGCAAAUUCUGUGUUUUAAAUACAGUUGUUCUUUUACUGACGAUUUGUUGUGACUUUUGAAUGCUCAAUCGCGCCAAAUUUUGUCUUCGAAGUUCACGUCUGCUUAAUCCUAAGUGCCCACGGCAUCAUUUUCUUGCGAAACCUGUUUAAGUGUAUGUCGAUUGCAGUUCACCCUU
Geodia barretti is the source of this 2402-nucleotide messenger RNA. The record is from the annotation of a GenBank genome assembly. NCBI's taxonomy places the organism in Eukaryota, Metazoa, Porifera, Demospongiae, Tetractinellida, Geodiidae.